UCCGCUAUUACGGUGGAUGUACCAGCUACAGAGAGAGAGUGAAUAAACUGGACAUUUCUUUCCCAAUUGGUCAUUAUAAUCGGAUAAUCCAAUUGGCCGUUAACAUAUAAUAAAGUUAUCCAGUAAUACCUUUAUUAUAGGCCACGGAUGUGGAGAUAAAAAAUUAUUAGCUGGAAAUUGAAGUCUCAAUCAUUUCAUAUUUCCCUAAGAGGAUUUACCAGAAGUCGUAUUGCAGAAAUAAGAAUAUUUACAUUAAAUUGUUUGGAGCGGAGUUUUAUUCUGACUGCACGAAAUGUCGGAAAAACACGGAGGUUACCAAGGUCUGGAGGACACCAAUCGCCAGGCCAUGUCUCAACCCAUGCAGCAAAUGCAGCCCCCUCCUUACCUCCCCUCCCAGGAACUUAACAUGGGCCAACAACACUCCAACAUGCAACACUCCAACAUGCAACACUCCAACAUGCAGCACCCCAACAUGGCCCCUCAGGCCGGCUGUGGCCCCCAGCCCAACUACCCCCCUCCACCCCCGCCCCCUGGCUCCGAUGGCUACCAGGAGACCCAGUUCCACAAUGGCUCCUACGGACACCCAGGGGCCCCACAGGGCUACACAGUCCAGACCCAGGGACCAGGAGGGGGGGUCCCACAUGCCCCCGUGGGGUACUUUCAACCAGGAUACCCUCUCCAGUUGCAGCCCUGCACAGCCUACGUUCCUGUCUACCCCGUGGCGUCGGGGCAGCCCUACCAGGGGAUGCCCCAGGGCCAGAUGGGCAUGCAGAUGCCCCAUGGCAUCGCCCUGAUGGAGCCACGGCGCCCGCCUCACGACUACCUGCCAAUCGCUGUGCUCACCACCGUUUGCUGCUUCUGGCCAACAGGAAUCAUAGCCAUCAUCAAGGCAGUACAGGUGCGUACGGCGGUGGCCAGGGGGGACAUGGUGAUGGCAGAGAUAGCGUCMCGCGAGGCGCGUAACUUCUCCUUCAUCAGCCUGGCGGUGGGCAUUGCCUCCAUCGUUCUGUGUACCAUCCUCACCGUGGUAGUCAUCAUUGCCUCCCAACACCAUGACGACGACUGGGAACCCUAAUACAUAACGYAGUGUGGCAUCAUGGGAUAUGUAGUUUUGGGUGGAGAUAGAAGAAUAUGGGCACUGAAAUGCACACUCUGAUACUGGUAUGUUAUAUUGGAGGUAUAUAUGUGUAUAUAUGCACCCUGUGUACUGUAUAUACAGUUCUGACCUACUGACUACUAACAGGCUGAGAAACAAUCACAGCUAAUAUUCAAAUGUCAAAACAAAUAGGUGCCCAUUAUGGGCCAGUAUUACUUACCACUGUAACCAUUUAUAUUCAGAUAAAGUAGUACUCCAUAGCGCUUAUGGGGGAAAACAGAGUACAUGCACAGAGGAAUUGAAUGGCAAUUCCACCACUUUUCAACCUAAUUUUCAUGAUCUCCUGCACAAUACUAGUGUCAUAUGUGAAAACAGUGCCUGACGUCAUCAAAAGUUAAAACCUCAGUGACGCGAGGAGUAAGAAAAUAUUCUCCAUCUGGCUAGAAACUCAUUGCAGUUUACUUUUAAUCCUAGCUUGUGAUGUCACAGAAAAGCAUUUUUUUUAGGACUAUUCUUCUUCUUUUUUUAACCCACAGAUCAUAGAAACGCAGAAUUUUCACGUAUAUAGACACUGGUAUGAUGCUGGAGAUAAUGAAAAUGAGGUUGAAAAGUGGUGGAAUUGCCCUUUAACUGUGAAUUAUUUAUGAAUUACUGAUUAAUUUAUGGUCCCCUCCAACCUAGGUAGACCAAACCAUGGGUCACACUGUAUCACAAAUCUGUCAAAUAGAUCACAAAUCAUAACUGAAAUUACUUCCCAAUAUAAUUAGUAUUUUAUGAAGAGAUUGUUUUGAAUUACUUCAAAAAUAAAUACUUUUAUUGAAUUGUGUUUGUAGUCAUGUAUAGUUUUUGAUUUAUUAGGAUUUUCAGAAACAUGAGCCAUCUAGUGAUAGUAUAUUUUAUAUUUAUUUAAAGGAUAGAAUAAAUUACAGUAUAACAGACUGCCAAACAUUGCCAUUUAUUUUACACACAAUCAAAUGGAAAGUAAAUCAAGUCAUGAUAUAGUUUACUAAUUAUGAGAUCAAACUAUGAAAAAGAUGAAGAAAUAUUGAGAUUUUUCUUUUGAGAUGAAUGACAUCUCUAUUUAAAGUUGUGUCGAUGGAGAGAUACACCAUAGGAUGUACUGUGUCAGUGUCCCGCCUUUUUUUUGUGUGGCUGAUAUGGACUUGGUUGUUGACAAAUUGUUUGUUGCAUAAGACUGUUUAAUACUUGUUCACUUUAUUUAUGUAUGUAUUCAUAUUUUGUUGCAUAAGACUGUUUAAUACUUGUUCACUUUAUYUAUGUAUGUAUUUAUCUAUAUUAUAAUUUAUUCAUUUGUUUAUUUAUAUAAUAUAUUUUUUCAUAGCUUUUU
Messenger RNA from Salvelinus sp. IW2-2015, 2444 nucleotides. NCBI's taxonomy places the organism in Eukaryota, Metazoa, Chordata, Actinopteri, Salmoniformes, Salmonidae. The record is from RefSeq and is a predicted model, not a curated record.